Molecule: messenger RNA, 5961 nt
Organism: Alosa sapidissima (American shad)
Lineage: Eukaryota; Metazoa; Chordata; Actinopteri; Clupeiformes; Clupeidae
Product: G patch domain-containing protein 8
Exons: 4
Coding region: 865-5616 (1583 amino acids)
Cellular component (GO): nucleus
Source: RefSeq, a predicted model, not a curated record
CAUGGAUUGAUCAUUUCUCUCGGCGCGGGAACCAGAACAGAACAACUGAAAGCGUGAUUCACAACUCUCUGUUCUGAAAGGACCUCGCACUGAAAUCUAAAUAGCAGUGGUGUGAGCGCCGUGGUUGCAACAGGAAAAUGGACCAUAACAGACACACUUGCCAGUGCUGUGCAGCGAACUACGACUCGCGACUGAAGUAAAGCAUUUCUUGCUACACGCGGAGAUCCCGCGCUUAACGAUUUAAUUUUACAGGAAGGAAUGAAAACGGCCGAACUGAGAAUCUGCACCAGAGAAGGCAGAGAAGGCAGCCCAAGGGUUUGUGGCCAUUCUGGCGAAUGUUCUGCAUUACUUACCGACGCACAGACGCACAUUCUGCGGGGCAACCCAACACUUACCCCGCUGCUGUCACACAAACUCACCGAUGGUAUCCAAGUGGAUUUGUGGGUUAAGAUGGUCCCGGACUCAUGAUUUUUGAAUUCAUGGACAAACACAGCAAAGCAUCAAACUCCAGUAGGCCUACAUGUUUUAAAAAUAAUUAACCGAAUCCUCUCUGAGGCAACAUUCUUUUUUAUCUGAAGAGGAGGCUGUCUAGCUGUGCCAUCCUGAACUGCCUGACAAAAUCCCGGAUUUGCAUUUUAAUAACCCGCCACAAGGAUGCCACACGUUAUCGGAUCCUACGGCGUCUUUUGACAGCACGAGUCCCCCAGUGUCGGAAGGGACCGGAGAGAAUCAACGCUUGUGGGUUUUGGGGUGGUAGGCUACCAGGUGCUGCUUUGCUCGCUGCCAGCCUCCGCUGACCAGUUUCUCCGGGUCGUACAGAAAUACACAGGAACAUAGUUCUAUCUAUGGGCGCCAGAGGCUCACAUGGCGUGCUACUACUUAGUCAUUAGCUCUACACACCUCAGCAAGGGACACUAUCGAAACAUUAAGGGGGUGUUUCGGGGGCCUCUAUGCGGGACCAACGGCGUAGAAUCACCGGACUAUGCAGAGAAAGAGAAGGCCAUUGCCAAGGCUCUGGAGGAGCUGAAGGCUAAUUUCUACUGUGAGUUAUGCGAGAAGCAGUACCACAAGCAUCAGGAGUUUGACAACCACAUCAAUUCCUACGAUCACGCGCACAAACAGAGGCUAAAGGAGCUGAAACAGAGAGAGUUUGCCCGUAACGUGGCCUCAAAGUCCUGGAAGGAUGAGAGGAAGCAGGAGCGAGCGCUGAAACGCCUCUACCAGCUGGCCCAGUUCAGACAGCAGUCAGACAGUGAGAGGAAGCUCCCCGCAGUGACUCCCAGCACAGACGCCCCAGAUGAGGCAGGACCCCGGCCCCACGCCCCCCCCUCUCCAGCCAGCCCCAGGAUUGCCGCGCCCCCCCCCUCCGGCCAGCCACCGCCGCCGCAGAGUCGUCAGAGCCCCUCGUCGUCCGCCUCCGCCCCCCCCCACUCCCUGGGGAGGUCCAGCCGGCGUGCCCAUCCCCACCUCCACCCCCACGUUGUCCCCCACGCCGUCCCCCGACGUGCGGGCAUCUCGUUCUGCUUCUCCCGCCGCACCGUGCCCAAGCUGGACUCCUGCGCGUCCGUCUUCGCCGACGCGCCCGACGACGAGCAACAGAGGCCGGGCGGCGGCAGGAGGCCCGGGUUACGAGCCCUGCUGUCCCGCUCCCCGUCACCCUCCUCCUCCUCACCCUCCUCCUCUUCACCCUCCUCCUCCUCUUCCUCCUCGGGCCCCUUGAUCCCACCCGGAAAACUCCCGGAGAAUGUGGGAGUGAACGAGGCCAGGACACGGAUCGAGGACGCAAGCGAGAGGGACGAGGCGGGAGAGAGAGACGGCUCGGCAAAGGCCCGGGUGCACGUCCUUCCGUAUGCUAACGCCGACCCAGAUGACCCCCUGCAGCACUCCGAGAAGCCCCGCUCAGGGUUCACUCAGACGUCCUUGACCCGCGCUCACAUGUGCGGUCAAGGUCAUGGCGAAGCAGCGUCAUUACUGCGUGCACACACUCACCCCCACGACAAGCACACACCGCCUUCCCCCGAGCCGCGGGGAAUGACCGCUGAGUCAGGGCACCGGCGGGAAUCAGCUUGCCACAGCUCAGAGGAGGAGGAGGAGGAGGAUGAGGAAGAGCAGGGUGAGCGAGCUGCGCAAACGGAUGGCUCGUUUGUCAGCGUCCAGCGGAAAGACGGGGGCGCUUCUCUCAGGUGGCCCACAGAGCUGCUGCUCUACACACACACCGAGCCCCGUCUCCCCUACAGCUGCAACCCUCACCACGCUCAGGCACACACACACACCACGCACACACACCUCCUCCUGGACACACAUGCACAAACUCACCACGGCGGCGACGCCAUCCCCUAUCUGACCCCAACUCAAGACGCCUCGUCGUACUGUGCGACAGCCGAUCCGAGCGAAGAGACAUCCUCACCCGAGGCCACCCCAGCGUCACACUCUCACGCAGGCUCCAGAACACCCGAGACAGUAGAGGACCAGGUGGUACCACACGUUCACACACGUCAAAAACAACGGGCAGACAUCUCUGCCACACACACACUCACGCGCAUCGAAGGGGCCCCGUUUGCAUAUAACACACACGCGUUGGUCGCAAGUGGCCAGAGCACAUUGCCAUGCGUUCGUACCAAGCAUAGAAGCACAGCGGAGGAGGGGGAGACGGAAUCAGGAUGCCCAGAGACCCCAGACGUCGACCCUUUGGUGACAAUGGCCCGGCCUGAGCAAGCAGCACUCCUGACCAGGUGCAAGCGACACAAGCGCAAACGGAAGACAGUCGCGGACGCGGACGCGGACAUAAAUGCAAAGCGGUCAGGCAGCGGAGAGGAUCAGAGAGACCCAGAGGUCAGUCCUGUGCUGGGGGCAGACGAAGGACAAGAGAGACAGAAGUACGAGGGGAGGAGGAGGAGGAGGAGGAGGAGGAAGAGAGUCUUGGAGGAGAGAAGCUCCAGCCCGGUCGCCGUGGCGACGGCCGAGCGCAGCCUAAGGAGCGUGGUGGUGAAGUCGUUCUCCGCGCCGCCGAGCAAACGGAGGAGAAAACGUCGUGCGGUGAGAAGGAUGACGGAAGCAUUUGACCGGGAGCGAUGGACGCCCUUCUCCCCUGAUCCGCCCUCGCCAUGCUCAGCCGCGAGCGCCGAGGACUACAGCUGGAGCUACGGCUUCUACGACAUCUACGGACCAGAUGACGGAUACGAGGUGACGCCCCGAGACAGGCGCAGUUACGAGUCCAGGGACAUCAUGCUCUCCGACGAGGACGGAGAGAGACAGGAGCGCUUCGACGAAUGGGACCACUUCCCGCCCCCAAGGGUCCUCUUCCGGCCCUCCUGGAGUCGAGGGAGUAGUCAGCCCCCCUCUUACAUUUGUGUGCCCAGCUACAGCCCAAUCCUCAGGCACUGCAGGGACAGUCCAGUCAGCGAAGGACCUUACAGAUAUACGACUACAGACAGCACUGGCCUCAGGUCGUUCAGAGACAUCCUGAGUGACAAGGUGGACUACACCUACUGCUCAGACGUCCAUCCCAAGGACAGCUGUAGCCACAGGAGAAGGACAAAUCAGUCAUUACAUGACAGGGAGAUGCCCAGAUGCAUUGUGGGCCGGUGUAACUGGCGAAGGGAGAGCGCGGAGUUGGAUGAAGAGGAGGAGGGGGAAGAGAGCAGAAGGCUCAGCCUAGGGAGUUGGCUUGGCCACAGGGCGAGUCGAGAGAGGGACUACAGGAGUCCCAGGAGCCCGUGGGGAGGCAGGGGAGGGCCGUGGGCCUGCUGCCCCAGAGAGGUGAGCCUGGAUCGGGGGCAAGAAGCUCGGCACAGCCCUGGCUCCACACGGAGCGGCAGCUUCUCCACCCUCACCAGCAACUCGGAGCUCGGCUCUGACUGGGGGGGCACUGGCCAUCUGAGAUCCAACAGAAGCACGCUGGCCACUCAGAACAAGCGGGCGGCGUCGUCACGGCGAGCACGUCCAUCGGCACACAGAGACAAGCGCGUUGGCACCGCGCUGGCAUCCGUGCUGGCAUCCGUGCCCACGAGAGGUGUCACCACAGAGGGGGGCCGUCUGCUGGACAAACGCGCCCGCGGAUUGGUCGGGAGGGAUUUGACGAGAACGAGACGGCGCAGCAUCGGCCUCGCCGUUGGCAGCGGAAGAAGAAGAGAAGUGUCCGGCGCAGCGGGCCGGCGAGCCACAGAGGAUCUGCCCACACAGCCGCCCGUGCACGCCAGCGGGACAGCUGAGCCAGUGGGGGGGGCGGGGGGGCCCCCGGAGAGCGCAAUCCUGGAAGGGACGAGAACAAACGGCGCUCGGCCGCCACCGCGCGACAAGCACGCAACCUCCCACGCGAGCACACGCACGCCGCUUAAGCACACUCCGGCGCCGCCGCUGAUAGGGAAGCUUCCCGCCGCGAGGAGGAGAGCGCUCGGCACGCCGGCCAACCACAGAGUCAAGAGAGGCUUCCAGAAGGACCCGCUUCAUGCCAGCGCAGGCGUAGGCGGCAGCAGCAGCCAUCUCGCCGGCAGGGGAAGGGAAAGCGCCGAGCACCAGAAGAACGGGGGAGAGACUGUGAUCAGCUCCCCGACAGACAUGAGCCCUUUGCAGGCUCGUGCACGACCCACAUCCCCCUCCACACCAGAUGGAGCCACAGGCGAACAUGCAUCCUCCACCAUCAUUUCUUCUUCGCAUCAGGAAAGCUAUCCGUCCCAUAAAGAUGACAUCGCGCCCACAUCGGCGCAGUCAGACUGGGAGGACAGCAGGGUUCCCAGAGGCCCCACCCCUCCCCUGAGUGAGCAGCCAAUCACGUUCAGCGCAGAGGAGAUGGACAAGUACAGGCACCUGCAGCAGCAGGCCAGACAGCACAUGCAGUUUCAGCUGCAGCGGCAAGAACACACAGUGGCCGUCGAGAUGCUGGGACAAGUGCCCACUCCUAUGCCCACCACUGCCCAUGCCCUACCCAUGCCCGCUGACAUGCCCACCACUGCCCAUGCCCUACCCCUGCCCGCUGACAUGCCCACCACUGCCCAUGCCCUACCCCUGCCCGCUGACAUGCCCACCACUGCCCAUGCCCUACCCGUGCCUCUCCACACUCCUCCACCCUCAUCCUCCUGUUCCUCCGUCUUCCCAAUCUCUCCGUCUUCAUCCCUCCAUCCUACCCCUACUGGUCAGCACCCGGCACUUGCGUCCCUCUGCCACCCCCCCUCGUCCAGCGCGUCGCCCUCCCCCAUCCUCCUCCCCCCUCAUCAUCACCACUCCUCGUCUCCUCCUCCUCCUCCUCUCUGCUCUCAUCCCCCUAUUUCUCUCCCUCUCUCUCUCCCUCUCUCUCUCCCUCUCCCGCCCGGCUUCGCCUCCCUCCCCCUCUACCCGUCGCUCCUCGCUGGGCCCCGGGUGUUGACCCCACACCCCCACGGCCCUCUCUGCCUGGUCCCCGCGUCCACUCUGCACCCUCCUACCCCGCUCUACCACCCUCCCCUCCACGCUGCCUCUCUCCUCACCUCCCUGCUCACACACCCCCACACACACGCGCACGCACACACACACGCUCUGGCUUACACACACACACACAAACACCAGCUGCACGUGCACCCUCUUAUUCACCCUCUCUACCCCCGUCAGGAUACACACCCGUUAACUGGAACAACCAGCUAGUCCCUUUUACACACACACACACACACACACACACACACACACACACACACACACACACACACACACACAUACUCAACGGUAUAGCCAUGGUCUCUUCAGUACUCCUCCCAUUCUGUAGCACAUUUCUGUGAGUUUGGGUCAUUAGGUUGUAAUCAGCCAAAGCUUCAUAAAGCAUUUACAUGUUUCAUCAUCAUUGCCUGUUCUUUUUGUCAGUCUGUGACAGUACACACAAAUUCUCAAUUCUCCUAACUGUUAUUUUAUUUCACCGGCAGCAAGUCACAUUUGUAUUCCAGUCAGUGCAAACAUAUGUUUGAUGAAAGAAUAAAAUGAUUUGUUUUUCUUUCA